Molecule: messenger RNA, 2265 nt
Organism: Toxotes jaculatrix (banded archerfish)
Lineage: Eukaryota; Metazoa; Chordata; Actinopteri; Toxotidae
Gene: slc5a10
Product: solute carrier family 5 member 10
Exons: 14
Coding region: 16-1761 (581 amino acids)
Biological process (GO): transmembrane transport
Cellular component (GO): plasma membrane
Molecular function (GO): D-glucose:sodium symporter activity
Source: RefSeq, a predicted model, not a curated record
CUGGCCGGACGGGACAUGGCCUGGUGGCCGAUCGGAGCGUCUCUGUUUGCCAGUUCAGAGGGCUCAGGUCUCUUUAUUGGUCUGGCUGGGACCGGAGCUGCUGGCGGCAUCGCUGUCACUGGGUUUGAAUGGAAUGCCACCUAUGUGUUGCUGGCUCUGGCAUGGGUGUUUGUGCCUGUCUACAUAUCCUCAGGGAUUGUGACGAUGCCGGAGUAUCUGGGUCGUCGUUUCGGAGGAGAGAGGAUCAGAACCUACCUGGCUGUCCUCUCGCUGUUGCUGUCUGUCUUCACAAAGAUAUCAACUGACCUGUACUCUGGAGCCUUGUUUGUUCAGGUGUGUCUGGGAUGGAACCUCUACCUGUCCACUGUCCUCAUGCUGGUGGUCACUGCACUCUACACUAUUGCAGGUGGUCUUGCUGCUGUCAUCUACACUGACACCCUUCAGACAUUUAUCAUGAUUGUAGGAGCAAUUAUCCUGACAAUUACUGCCUUUAACAAGAUUGGAGGGUAUGGUAACCUGGAGCGCGUGUACAGCAUGGCGGUGCCCAGUAAGAUCAUUCCCAACAGUACCUGCCACCUGCCACGUCAGGACGCCAUGCACCUGUUCAGAGAUGCCGUCACUGGAGACCUGCCCUGGCCUGGCAUGACACUGGGGCUCACCAUACUGGCUACCUGGUACUGGUGCACUGAUCAGGUUAUUGUACAACGGUCCCUGUCGGCUAAAAACAUGAGUCAUGUGAAAGGAGCAUCUAUCCUGGCUGCCUAUCUGAAGAUGCUGCCCUUCAUCUUCAUCAUCCUCCCUGGAAUGAUCAGCCGAGCCCUCUAUCCAGACUCUGUAGGAUGUGUGGAUCCUGAGGAGUGUGUGCGAGUGUGUGGGGCUGAAGUGGGAUGCUCCAACAUCGCCUUUCCCAAACUGGUCAUUGAGCUCAUGCCAAGUGGCUUGCGGGGGCUUAUGAUAGCAGUGAUGAUGGCAGCUCUGAUGUCUUCGCUGACCUCCAUCUUCAACAGCAGCUCCACACUCUUCACCAUGGACAUCUGGAAGAAACAUCGCCCUCGGGCCUCAGAGAGAGAGCUGCUACUAGUUGGCAGGAUUGUGACAGUGAUCUUGGUAGUGGUGAGCGUGGUGUGGAUCCCCAUCCUACAGUCAGCCAAUAGUGGCCAACUGUACGUUUACAUCCAGUCUGUGACGAGUUACCUCGCUCCGCCGGUCACUGCUGUAUUCACUCUGGCUGUGUUCUGGAAGAGGACCAAUGAGCAGGGUGCAUUCUGGGGCCUGAUGGUUGGUUUGGUGGUGGGUGUGUGUAGGAUGGUGCUGGAGUUUGCUUUCCCUCCUCCCAGAUGUGGCGUUGUGGAUUCUGCACCUGCAGUGCUGCGUGGCGUCCACUACCUCCACUUCGCCAUUCUGCUCUGUGGGCUCACUGCGAUCGUGGUUACUGUAGUGUCACUGCUCACACCGCCACCCAGCCCUGAGCAGGUGUGUAACCUGACCUGGUGGACAAUAACUGAAGAGCCACAAAGAGAGAUUCCUCUACAGAAAGUGUCCUCUGUCAGCCACCGUAGCUCCCAGGGCUCUGAGCCAACUCGGCGGGUGACAUGUGGUCAGGGGGUAGGAUCGUGUAUCUCAGCAAUGCGGCGAUCAGAGGAGACUCCAGCUCCCAGAGUUCCCUCCAUUAGAGAGAGUGUGUUCUGGUCAAGGUUCUGCUGUGCUAAUGCUCUCCUGCUGAUCAGCAUUAACAUUUUUCUCUAUGCAUACUUUGCCUGAGUGGAGAAUCACAUUUAACAUCCUGCCUCACCCUCACCCUGAACUCCUACCAGUCUCUCCGUGGUGAACUAAAAACUCGGCCUGCCUGCCAACAGCAGCUGAUUUCUCCAGAUCCAAGAAGGAUCCGGAAUUCUUUAGAAAUCAGUGCAGUGUAUUUCACAAAGUAAAGCCAGCAGUUGUAGUUUCUGGUGCUAUAAAACAUCCACAUCAACGUCCACAAGUAGAAUAUUCCCAGAGAGCAAGGCUACACAAACUAUUUUCAUAACAGCAAAUGCACAUUCUUUUAUCUGCAUCUGGAUCCACAAAUGCAACAAAUUACACAUAGUGACUGACAAUAUUGGAAUACACAUGUCAGCCUUUUCCUUCAAGCAAGUUCACAAUGCCAUGAGAAUAUGGUGAAAAUGUUCGAUGUGACAAUGUUUUUAAAUUAUGAUCAGCUCAGGCUCUGUUUGGUGUUGUCUUUUAAAAUCACUUCAUUGGACAUAAAGUUUUUCUGCAGAUGUG